Messenger RNA from Mesoplodon densirostris (Blainville's beaked whale), 1714 nucleotides. It is a transcript of the gene HNF1B, whose product is annotated as HNF1 homeobox B. NCBI's taxonomy places the organism in Eukaryota, Metazoa, Chordata, Mammalia, Artiodactyla, Ziphiidae. The record is from RefSeq and is a predicted model, not a curated record. Gene Ontology annotation, biological process: pancreas development; liver development; regulation of transcription by RNA polymerase II. The transcript has 9 exons. Gene Ontology annotation, cellular component: nucleus. The coding region runs from base 1 to 1674 and encodes 557 amino acids. Gene Ontology annotation, molecular function: RNA polymerase II cis-regulatory region sequence-specific DNA binding; DNA-binding transcription factor activity, RNA polymerase II-specific.
AUGGUGUCCAAGCUCACGUCGCUCCAGCAAGAACUCCUGAGCGCCCUGCUGAGCUCCGGGGUCACCAAGGAGGUGCUGGUCCAGGCCUUGGAGGAGUUGCUGCCAUCCCCGAGUUUCGGGGUGAAGCUGGAGACGCUGCCCCUGUCCCCUGGGAGCGGGGCCGAGCCGGACACCAAACCGGUCUUCCAUACUCUCACGAACGGCCACGCCAAGGGCCGUCUGUCCGGGGACGAGGGCUCCGAGGACGGGGACGACUAUGACACCCCUCCCAUCCUCAAGGAGCUGCAAGCCCUCAACACCGAGGAGGCGGCGGAGCAGCGGGCGGAGGUGGACCGGAUGCUCAGCGAGGACCCUUGGAGGGCUGCCAAAAUGAUCAAGGGCUACAUGCAGCAACACAACAUCCCCCAGAGGGAGGUGGUCGAUGUCACCGGCCUGAACCAGUCACACCUCUCCCAGCAUCUCAACAAGGGCACCCCUAUGAAGACCCAGAAGCGCGCUGCCCUGUACACCUGGUACGUCCGAAAGCAACGGGAGAUCCUCCGACAAUUCAACCAGACAGUCCAGAGUUCUGGAAAUUUGACAGACAAAAGCAGUCAGGAUCAGCUGCUGUUUCUCUUUCCAGAGUUCAGUCAACAGAGCCAGGGGCCUGGGCAGUCCGAUGAUGCCUGCUCUGAGCCCACCAACAAGAAGAUGCGUCGCAACCGGUUCAAAUGGGGGCCCGCGUCCCAGCAAAUCUUGUACCAGGCCUACGACCGGCAAAAGAACCCCAGCAAGGAAGAGAGGGAGGCCUUAGUGGAGGAGUGCAACAGGGCGGAAUGUUUGCAGCGGGGUGUCUCCCCCUCCAAGGCCCACGGCCUGGGCUCCAACCUGGUCACUGAGGUCCGCGUCUACAACUGGUUCGCGAACCGCAGGAAGGAGGAGGCAUUCCGGCAGAAGCUGGCCAUGGACGCCUACAGCUCCAGCCAGACGCACGGCCUGAACCCGCUGCUCUCCCACGGCUCCCCCCCGCACCAGCCCAGCACCUCCCCUCCCAACAAGCUGCCAGGAGUGCGCUACAGCCAGCCGGGAAACAAUGAGGUCACUUCCUCCUCAACCAUCAGUCACCAUGGCAACAGCGCCAUGGUGACUAGCCAGUCUGUUUUACAGCAAGUCUCUCCAGCCAGCCUGGACCCAGGCCACAAUCUCCUCUCACCUGAUGGUAAAAUGAUCUCAGUCUCAGGAGGAGGUUUGCCCCCGGUCAGCACCUUGACGAAUAUCCACAGCCUGUCCCACCACAAUCCCCAGCAAUCUCAAAACCUCAUCAUGACACCCCUCUCUGGAGUCAUGGCCAUUGCACAAAGCCUCAACUCCUCCCAAGCUCAGAGCGUCCCUGUCAUCAACAGUGUGGCCGGCAGCCUGGCAGCCCUGCAGCCCGUCCAGUUCUCCCAGCAGCUGCACAGCUCUCACCAGCAGCCCCUCAUGCAGCAGAGUCCGGGCAGCCACAUGGCCCAGCAGCCCUUCAUGGCCGCUGUGACGCAGCUGCAGAACUCACACAUGUAUGCACACAAGCAGGAACCCCCCCAGUAUUCCCACACCUCCCGGUUUCCAUCUGCAAUGGUGGUCACAGAUACCAGCAGCAUCAGUACGCUCACCAACAUGUCUUCCAGUAAACAGUGUCCUCUCCAAGCCUGGUGAUGCCCACACAUCACUUACUUUGUGCACAGCAACAAGGACC